CAAAUUCAAUGUUCAAACAACUAUCCAAACCUCAAACACUAGUUACUCAUUCUUCACAUUUUAUAUUUGUCUAAACAUAUAUAUGGAUAUGUCUGGGACUGGGAGCUCCAAGUCAGAGUCCUUCACUGGCGGCGUGUGUUCACCCUCAUCAUCUUCUUCAACCCCCAGCGGAAGCUCCAGCGCCACUGCUAUUCUUUCAGAUGAUAGACAUGUCAUUCUAGCUUGCGACAGCCCGAAGAAGCGGGCCGGAAGGAAGAAGUUCCGCGAGACGCGCCACCCUGUGUACCGCGGCGUGCGCUUGCGGAAUUCCGGCAAGUGGGUCUGCGAGAUUAGAGAGCCCAACAAAAAAUCAAGGAUCUGGCUUGGCACUUUCGACACCGCCGAAAUGGCGGCGCGUGCACAUGAUGUGGCCGCCAUUGCAUUAAGAGGGCGUUCCGCUUGCCUCAAUUUCGCCGACUCCACAUGGCGGCUGCCCGUUCCGGCGUCGACGAGCGCUCAGGACAUUCAGAAGGCCGCGGCCGAGGCGGCCGAGGCUUUCCGCCCUCAGUCAGCCGAGGCCGAGUCAGUUCCCGAGGCUGUCGCCGAAGCCGCCGCGUUCACGGAGAAUCCAUUUUUGAUGGAUGAAGAAGGUAUGUUUGGAAUGGAUGGAUUGGUGUCGGAUAUGGCUGAGGGGUUGAUGCUCUCUCCACCACCCCUCUUCAAUAAUCACAUCCAACCGGAACCCGAACUCGAACUGGAAGAUGAUAUGCCACUGUGGAGUUUUUCUAGUUAAAGUUCCUCACUUAAAAAUAUGAAACAUUAAAUUUUUGUUCUACUUGUUUUGGCAAGCUCCAAGGUCAGGAAAGAGAUGCACAAAUAUGGAAAGACAUGUUUCUAAUAAAUAAGCAUCAUUCAACGCA
This is a messenger RNA of Salvia miltiorrhiza (redroot sage), 899 nucleotides long. RefSeq names its product dehydration-responsive element-binding protein 1A-like. Bases 83 to 772 code for a protein of 229 amino acids. Lineage: Eukaryota; Viridiplantae; Streptophyta; Magnoliopsida; Lamiales; Lamiaceae. The transcript has a single exon. Gene Ontology annotation, biological process: regulation of DNA-templated transcription. The record is from RefSeq and is a predicted model, not a curated record. Gene Ontology annotation, molecular function: DNA binding; DNA-binding transcription factor activity.